Molecule: messenger RNA, 2269 nt
Organism: Etheostoma cragini (Arkansas darter)
Lineage: Eukaryota; Metazoa; Chordata; Actinopteri; Perciformes; Percidae
Gene: gid4
Product: GID complex subunit 4 homolog
Exons: 6
Coding region: 30-878 (282 amino acids)
Biological process (GO): protein catabolic process in the vacuole; negative regulation of gluconeogenesis; protein targeting to vacuole
Cellular component (GO): GID complex; extrinsic component of membrane
Source: RefSeq, a predicted model, not a curated record
AAUGAAAUUCAGGGAAGCUGGAUUCUCAAAUGAAACGUUGCAGUAUCAUAGAGUGCAGUAUUCCAGUCCAUGGGCAGUUGGCAACAUUGAGCAAAAGUUUUGGGACUUCGGAGAUUUUUUUGCAGCAGGUAGACCCUCUGUCAGGACCCAUUCUUUGUCCCGUUGUGGUGUACUCAGUCGUAAAGUCCAUGACGGUUGCUAACGGUGACACAUUAGCGCUCAUCAUGCCUGUCCGAGCAGAGUGCACCAGUGGCACCGGCUCGGCCUGCCCAUCCUCGGGCUCUCUUGUUCCCCCUUCCCCGAUCAACACCUACCAGCCGGGGGUGGCUACUUCGCUACUGUAUAGCGGCUCACAGUUUCGGGGUUAUCAGAAGAGCAAAGGCAACUCUUACGACGUUGAGGUUGUUAUGCAGCAUGUGACUGUGGAGAACUCAUAUUUGUGUGGAUACCUGAAGAUCAAAGGCCUGACUGAGGAGUAUCCCACUCUCACAACAUUCUUUGCUGGUGAAAUUAUCAGUCAAAAAAGGCCAUUUUUAACUAGGAAGUGGGAUGCAGAUGAGGACGUGGACAGAAAGCACUGGGGCAAGUUCCAGCCUUUUUACAAAUACGCCAAAAGCUUCAACUCGGAUGACUUUGACUAUGAAACGCUGAACAACAGUGAUUAUGUCUUCAUGAGGUGGAAGGAGCAGUUUCUAGUUCCGGACCACACUAUCAAAGACAUUAGCGGGGCCUCCUUCGCUGGCUUCUAUUACAUCUGUUUCCAGAAGUCCACAGCCACUAUUGAGGGGUAUUAUUACCAUAGGAGCUCAGAAUGGUAUCAGUCUCUAAACCUAAACCACGUUCAAGAGAACAGUAUUCCUAUUUACGAGUUUCGGUGACAAACGCACACACGGGUGUCGAGGAGCGUGCAGUUCAUAAUGCCCUGAGGUGAAAUGGGAGCAACGGAGAGCCCUUUAGUGCCAAGAUCGGAGCAGACCCGUUUUUCUCGCUGCAGGGGAAUUUAACAUGUGGUCAGAGACUCCUUUGCGGAAAGAAAGAAGGCACAGAGAGAGAAGAGUUUAAAGGAGGACAAAGAUCAGUGACAGAUGGAGGGUUCUUAUAGUCACUCUAGUGCUCAUGUUUCCUUUUUUGAAUUUUAAUUUAGUCCUUUUUUGGUCUUUUUAAUUUAAUGUUGUGCUACCAGAUUUGGUUUCAAAGGGUCUGUCUUCCUUUCGCCGGACAUCAAAAUAUGUUCCUGUUUUCCUUCUGUGGAGAACCAUAAUUGCCUUUUAGUUAAGAUUUGCAAAAGAAAAUAAUACAAAGGAUAUAUAUUUGUAGGAAAAGUGUAGUUCCGUAAAGCUUGAUUCAAAGAAUCUUAUUUUAAAUAUAGAACAUCAGCUCAACAGCCCAUAGUGUUUUAUGCAGAGUGUGAUGGCGGAGGUUAUCGCCAAAAGGUUGCUAAGGUCGCAAUGAUGAGCAGUGGUCUGUAAGACUACGUUGUGGUCUGUGGCUCAGGGAUGGUGUGUAUGGCCAAUGUGUAUUUAAUAACUGAAAAAGAUGAAUGUGGGAAUUGGCUUAGUUAGGAUUAGUGCUGUUCAUUUCCAACAGGGCGUUAAUAAUCAAUCAUUUUGAAACUUCAAACACAGUUGUCUGAAAAUGUCUAUGCAAGCCAAAGGUGACUAAUAGGUAGGAUUUCUAAUAGCACCUAUUUGAUUUUCAGAUGAUUUAUGGCAGAGUGAUUUAUUUUUAAAAAUUAAGAAUGACCAUGAGUGAAAAUAAAUAAGGAAUUAAGACUUAAGCAAACAAAUAAUUAAGUAAAUUUAGUUACCAACGUUUGAAGCUCAGACAUGUGACAGAACAUUCCAACUCCAUUAGUUUCAAUUAUGUAAGAUUUUCAGUCACGUAACAGGUGUUGAUAAACGGUUAACGACAAGAUUACAAGUUUUGUGGCACACGGGGUUUGGCUGACUGGAAAAGUUAAGAAGCAACACGGCAAAAAGUAAUGCAGUGAUUUGAAUGUUAAUCUUCAACACAGUCUGUGGAUACGUUCUAACUUGUCUUUAGUUUCAGUCACACUUGUCUGUAUUAUUUUCAUCUUUAGAAGCUGUUAAAUAACUUUAUUUUACUGCAUUUUCCUCUUAACCUUUACAUAAAGUCACUCAAAAUGACUGUACCCAAAGGCACAACAGUGGAGGUAACAAAAAAGCUUCACAUAACAUGCUUAUCUACAAUGUGUACUGUUCUGUCAUCAGUGGGAAAUGUGUAAAAGAAAACCUUUUGUGACUUAUGG